Danio aesculapii is the source of this 8054-nucleotide messenger RNA. RefSeq names its product elastin b (gene elnb). The transcript has 59 exons. Bases 57 to 6203 code for a protein of 2048 amino acids. NCBI's taxonomy places the organism in Eukaryota, Metazoa, Chordata, Actinopteri, Cypriniformes, Danionidae. The record is from RefSeq and is a predicted model, not a curated record. Gene Ontology annotation, molecular function: extracellular matrix structural constituent.
GCUUUUGGGGGAUAAAACCCACAGUUUGGGAGUGGAGAGGGUUAUUACAGAGCAGGAUGGCCCGGAGGAAGGUACCUCUGCUCUUGCAUGGAUUUCUCCUGCUGGUUCUGUGUAGAUCCUCCCUUCAAGGAGGAAUCUACAUACCAGCUGGUGCAGGGGGAGGAACUGGAGCUGGAUUAGGGGCUGGUGUUGGAACUGGAGCUGGACUAGGCAUUGGAACAGGUCCUGGCGGUGGACUUGGUGCUGGAAUCGGGGGUGUAGGGCCAGGAGUUGGUCCUGGAGGAGUUGGAACUGGAUUAGGUCUAGGUACUGGUCUCGGAACAGGAUCAGGAACUGGCAUCAGACCUGGAAUUGGUGCUGGAGGUCUUGGGGGAAUUGGGCCUGGUGGUGGAGGGCUUGGUACAGGAGGACUUGGUACUAGUGGAUUAAGCACAGCAGGACUUGGAACAGGGCCAUUUGUCAAGCCUCCUAAAACAGGAGCAUAUGGAGGUCUACCAGGAAUUGGAACAGGUGGUACAGGUGUUGGUCUUGGAGGCCUUGGAUUGAGGCCAGGGGGUGCUGGUGUUGGAGGUUUAGUACCUGGUGGCUUUGGUGUUGGUACAGGGGUUGGAGGUACUGGCACAGGAGUCCCAGCAGUUGGUGUGGGCACUGGAGUAGGAGGACUUGGCAUUGGUGGAGUUGGUCCAGGGGGUGUUGGAAUAGGUGUGGGAGGAAAGCCCCCCAAAACAGGUGUCAGCACUGGAGGAUUAGGACCUGGUGGUGUUGUUCCAGGUGGUAUCAGACCAGGUGGCAUUGUCCCAGGUGGUGUUGGGCCAGGAGGAAUUGUCCCUGGUGGUGUUGGACCAGGAGGAAUAUUCCCUGGUGGCGUUGGACCGGGCGGAAUUGUUCCUGGUGGUAUUGGACCAGGAGGCAUUGUCCCCGGUGGUGUUGGACCUGGUGGCAUUGUGCCAGGAGUAGGCAGAAAACCUGGAAAACCAGGUUAUGUUGGGCCUGGGGGUGGUGGUGGGCCAUUUGGAACAGGAACUCUAGGAGCAGGAGAUCCCAGGAUUGGUGCUAUUCCACUUACACCAGGAGGUGCUGGAACAGGCUACCCAUCAGGUGGUGGCUAUGGUGGAUAUGGUGGGCCUGGAGGUAUUUAUCCUGGAGCCGCAGGUCAGAAACCACUAAAACCAGGAGUUGGACCAGGAGGUACAGGAACUGGUCCAGGUGGUGCUGGAUUUGGACUUGGGGGUGCUGGAGUUGCCCCUGGCGGUGUAGGGAUUGGACCAGGGGGAACAGGACUAGGUCCAGGUGGAGCUGGAGUUGGGACUGGAGGUGUGGGAAUUGGACCUGGUGGCACUGGAACUGGAGUAGGAAUUGCACCUGGUGGAUCACCUUUUCUCCCACAAACCGGACUACCAGGAAUUGGGCCAGGCACUGGAGGUAAAGUUGGAAAGCCUGGGAAGGCACCAGUACCAGGUGUUGGGAUUCCUGGCCUAUACCAAGGGGGUAUUGUUCCUGGACAGGGCUUUGGUGGUAGAGGAGUUCUGCCAGGUGUAGCCACAGGAACGCAAACUGGGCAGCUUGGUCAAGGUGCACUUGGAGCCAAUGGUCGUGGAGGUUUUGGUCAACAAAUACCUGGCGUGUUUGGUGGAUAUCCUCUUAUAUCACCAAAGUCUGGAGGUGCAGCAAAGUCUCAGGCUAAAGCUGCCAAGUAUGGGGCUGCUGGUGUUCCUGGUCUAGGUGGUGGGCUUGGUGUAGGAGGAGUACCUGGUGCCGGUGGUAUAACAGGUACAGGUGGUGUGCCAGGAAUAGGUGGUGUACCUGGUGCAGGAGGUGUACCUGGAAUAGGCAGUGUUCCAGGUGCAGCUGGUAUACCAGGUGUUGGAGGCAUUCCUGGAUCUGGGGGAGCAACUCAGGGGGGCUUUUAUCCAGGAGCUGGUGGCAUCUAUCCUGGGGGAGCUGGGGCUAAGGCUCGAAAGUAUGCCUUAGGGUUAGGAACUGGUGGACUUCCUGGUUCUGGUGUGGGACUAGGAGGACUUGGAACUGGGGGACUUCCUGGUUCUGGUGUGGGAGUAGGUGGUUUUGGAGCUGGGGGACUUCCUAGUUCUGGUGUGGGAGUAGGAGGUCUUGGAACUGGAGGACUUCCUGGUUCUGGUGUGGGAGUAGGAGGUCUUGGAACUGGAGGACUUCCUGGUUCUGGUUUGGGAGUGGGUGGUCUUGGAGCUGGUAGACUUCCUGGUUCUGGUGUGGGAGGGGGUGGUCUUGGAGCUGGAGGACUUCCUGGAUCUGGAAUUAGUCCCGAAGGAUAUGCUGCUGCUAAAGCAAGAAAAUAUGCUCAGCUUGGGCGUGGUGGGACUUUAGGUACUGGAGGAUUACCAGGUGGAGCAGCUGGUGUUGGACUUCCUGGUGGAGGUCUUGGGACUGCUGGGCAACUUGGAGGUGGACUUGGAACUGGUGGACUUGGAACUUAUGGUCUACCUGGAGGUGGGCUUGGUGGAUUACCUGGUGGAGGCACUGGUGGGAUUCCUGUUGGUGGAACUGGUGGACUCCCUGGUUCUGGAACUGGAUAUGCAGACGCAAAGGCUCGAAAAUAUGCUCAGCUUGGACGUGGUGGGACCUUAGGCAUUGGAGGAUUACCAGGUGGAACAGCUGGUGUUGGAGUUGGUGGACUACCUGGUGGAGGCCUUGGGACUAGUGGACAACUUGGAGGUGGACUCGGAACUGGGGGGCUACCUGGAGGUGGACUUGGGACUGGUGGGCAACUUGGAGGUAGACUUGGAACUGGUGGGCUACCUGGAGGUGGAAUUGGUGGAUUACCUGGUGGAGGAGCUGGUGGGCUUCCUGGUGGUGGAGUUGGAGGACUCCCUGGUUCUGGAAUUGGAUAUGCAGAUGCAAAGGCUCGGAAAUAUGCUCAGCUUGGGCGUGGUGGGACCCUGGGAACUGGAGGAUUACCAGGUGGAGCAGCUGGUGUUGGACUUGGUGGACUACCUGGUGGAGGUCUUGGGACUGGUGCACAACUUGGAGGUGGACUAGGAACUGGAGGAUUACCUGGAAGUGGGCUUGGUGGAUUACCUGGUGGAGGAGCUGGUGGGCUUCUUGGUGGUGGAGCUGGAGGACUCCCUGGUUCUGGAAUUGGAUAUGCAGAGGCAAAGGCUCGAAAAUAUGCUCAGCUUGGACGUGGAGGGACCUUAGGUACCGGAGGAUUACCAGGUGGAGCAGCUGGUGUUGGACUUGGUGGACUACCUGGUGGAGGUCUUGGGACUGGUGCACAACUUGGAGGUGGACUUGGAACAGGUGGACUAGGAACUGGAGGGCUACCUGGAGGUGGACUUGGUGGAUUACCUGGUGGAGGAGCUGGUGGACUUCCUGGUGGAGGAGUUGGAGGACUUCCAGGUUCUGGAACUGGAUAUGCAGAGGCAAAAGCUCGAAAAUAUGGUCUACUUGGUAGAGGUACAGGUUUAGGUCCAGGCACUGGAUUAGCUGCAGGUAUUCCAGGUGGAUUACCAAGCACCGGUAUCGCACCAGGUGGGGCAGGGGGGUUACCAGGAUCUGGAGUUGGACAAGGAGGCAUCCCUGGUGUAGGUUAUGGUCCAGGAGGUGUACCCAGUGGUGGCUUUGGACCAGGGAGUGUUCCUGGAGGUGGAUAUGGACCUGGAGGAAUUUCCGCAGCCAAGGCUCGCAAAUAUGGAAUUACUGGUGGAACUGGUGGAAUAGGAUUGCCAGGAGGAUUAGGGGGACAACUUGGUAGUGGAACAGUGCCGGGCGUUGGAGCUGGUGGUGGAACACCAGUUGCAGGUAUUGGACCAGGGGGUGUACCAGUCGGUGGCUAUGGACCAGGAGGAGUACCGGCAGGUGGUUAUGGGCCAGGAGGAGUACCGGCAGGUGGUUAUGGACCAGGAGGAAUACCGGCAGGUGGUUAUGGACCAGGAGGAGUACCGGCAGGUGGUUAUGGACCAGGAGGAGUACCUGCAGGUGGUUAUGGGCCAGGUGGAGUACCUGCUGGAGGAUUUGGUCCAGGAUCUGGAGCCUAUCCAGGUGGACCAAAAGCCUUAAAAUAUGGUCCUGGUGGGAGUGGAGGGAUUCCAGGACUUGGCCUGCAGGGUCAGGUGGGAACUGGUCCAGCAGGAGGACUUAGUACAGGAGCAGGGCAAGUUGGUAGUUUUGGUCCAGGGACUGUAGGAGGUCCUGGGUCUGGAUUUGCUGGAUCAGGACUGCCUAAUAGUGCUGUGGGAGCAGGAAGUAGAGGAGGGCUUGGGCCUGGGUAUGGAACAGGAGCUGGAGGAUAUGGACCUGGAUCAAAAGCAGCUAAAUAUGGUUUACCUGGGUUUGGAGGUGCUUUAGGAACAGGUGCUUUACCAGGUGCUGGAACAGGAGUGGUAGCAGGAACUGGAGGGUAUGGAGGAGCACAAAAACCACCUAAAUAUGGACAACCAGUUGGUGGGGUUGGAAGUGUGCCAAGUGGGUCAGUACCAGCAUCUGGCGGAACUGGGAUCACUGGAACUGGAAUUUCAACUGGAGGAACAGCAAUUCCAAUUGCUACUGGCACAGAUCGUGGAGCAGGUCUCAGACCUGGAGUGAUUGGCAGUCCUGAUGGUGGAACCCGUGGCACUGGAGAAGCUCAAGGUGGAACCAAAGCACCUAAAACUGAAUCUGGAGGACCAGUAGAGGGAUCAGGUGUUACUGGUGGGCCCAUUGAUGCAGAUAGCCUUUAUGGAGUUGCCGGGACUGGAAUACCCAUCUUAGCUGGAGAAAGACCAGGUGGAACGGGAGUACCGCGACCAGAAAUUGGUGAUAGUGGAACAUUACCAGGAGCCAAACCACUUAAACCCCCAGGCACUGGGGGUGGAGCAAUUGCUGGACGUGGAGAUACCCCGGGCACUAUUGAAGGAGGACCUGGAAGUAUAGGCAGUGGAAUCGGUGGGGUUGGUGGAGGUCCAGGGGGAGUUGGUGCGACACCAGGUGGAGUUGGUGGAGUCCAAGGGGGUGUUGGUGGAGUUCCAGGUGGGGUUGGUGGAGUUCCUGGUGGAGUCCCAGGUGGAGUUGGUGGAGUCCCUGGUGGAGUUGGUGGAGUCCCAGGUGGAGUUGGUGGAGUCCCAGGUGGAGUUGGUGGAGUCCCUGGUGGAGUUGGUGGAGUCCCAGGUGGAGUUGGUGGAGUCCCUGGUGGAGUUGGUGGAGUCCCAGGUGGAGUUGGUGGUGGACUGACAGGAACUGGAGGAGUUAAACCUCCAAAAGUUUAUGGAGGUGCAGGUGGAACUGGAGCUCUUGGAGUUGGAGGUGUUGGUGGAUUGGGUCCAGCUGGUGGGGGAGGAGCUGGACUUCUGCCAGGAGGUGGUGGUCUGCUUCCAGGAGGUGGAGCUGCAGGCACAGGAUUUGGACUGCAGAAACCAGGAAAAAGUUAUGGUGGAGCUGGAAGCUUAGGAGCUGGUGGGAUCCUACCUGGGACUGGCAUCAGAUUCCCCAGUGGGGCUGCAGUGGGCAGCAAACCAGGAAAAGUUUAUGGAGCAGCAGGCACACUUGGUGGGCUUGGAGGCCCAGGUGGAUAUGGAGCAGGACCUGGCAGCUAUGGAGGGGGUCCAGGUGGUUAUGGAAGUGGUCCGGGCAGUGCUGGUGGACUCGGAGGACCUGGAUUUGGUGGCCUUGGUUAUGGUCCUGGCGGAGUAAAACCACCUAAAACCUAUGGAGGAGCUGGAGCACUGGGUGGGGCUGGACGAGGAGGAGUUGGUGGAGGUCCUGGAGGACUCGGCGGUGGUCUAGGUGUUGGACCAGGGGGUGCCGGUGGCAUUGGGGGUAGUCUAGGAGUUGGACCAGGAGGUGUUGGUGGAGGUCCUGGAGGAGUUGGAGGACUGGGUGGAGGGUUUGGAGGUUUAGGUGGAGUUGGCGGAGGCACAGGAGGAACUGGUGGAGGUCUCAGGUACCCAGGGGGAGCAGGAGCAGGGAAACCUGGUAAAGCAGGCUUUGGCACAGGGGCACUAGGUGGCCAAGGCUAUCAGCCAGGUGGUGGUGUACCAGGAUAUGGAACUGGCGCAGGUCCAGGUGCAGGAUAUCAACAACAAUAUCCAGGUUAUGGUGGUCUUGGUGCUGGUGGUCCUGGAAGUGCUCCACUUACACCUCAGCAAUCAAAAGCUGCCAAAUAUGCAGCUCUUCAAGGCUUUCUUGGAGCAGGAGGCUACAGAGGAGGCGCAGGAUGUCAAGGCAAAUACUGCGGCAGGAGGAGGAAGUAACAAUCCAGCCGAUAGAAGUGACCUCAUAAAUAAGUGGUGCUACUGCCUGAUCUCAAAUGCACUUUUUACAGUCUAAAAGUGCCUCAUUGCAAUAUGUGAGAGCGAGAGAGAUUUGGACUUGCAUUACAGGAAUUUUGCAGCCGUAGUAUUAGAUGUGAACCUCUCAAGGCACUUGUUGCACUGCCUCGACUCCCUUUACUUAUGUCACAAUGCUUUGCUUUUACAAAUGUAUUUUUUUUUUUCAGUUAAAUCAGCCAUUUUAGCAUUACAUUUUUAACUUAUACAGUGCUGGCUGUACAUCUCUUCAGCUGCACACUUAAACUUAGCCGAAUAUUGAGACGCAUUUCAUCUGUAGACACACCGCUGCUAUUUCAGGAUGAACUGUGACAGACUGGUAUGGCAAGCCAUUAAGACAUUUAAUCUCCAAACCCACUAGUCGAUUUUCAAAAAUUCAUUUUUUUUGUUAGAUGCUAGUAUCUUUUUCAGUCCUUAUUCUUUAUCUAAUGAUUAUUCUUUAGAUACUAGAGCCUUUUUUUAAAUAUACUAGUAUUAUUAUAUACUGUAUUUAUUAAUCAGAUUCUAGUUUAUAUAAUAGUACUUAUUCAUUAGAUACUAGUAUUUAUUUAUUAGAUAUUUGUCCUUAUUCAUUAGGUAAUAAUACAUAUUUCAUUAGUGAAUAAUAACUAUUCUAUUUUUACUUCAAAUUAGAAUUUAAUUAGAAUUUGUACAUUCAAAUUCACAUUUGCAAAUGAUUUUUGCAACAGCCACAGCCAUAUAAACCCCUAUGAGCCCCUGGUCAGUACCUGGAUGGGAGACCACAUGGGAAAGCAAGGUUGCUGUUGGAAGUGGUGUUAUUGAGGCCAGCAGGGGGUGCUCAAACUGUGGUAUGUGUGGGACCUAAUGCCCCAGUAAAGUGAAGGGGACGCUAUACUGUCAGUGACCGCUGUCUUUCGGAUGAGACGUUAAACCGAGGUCCUCACUCUCUGUGGUCAUUAAAAAUGCCAUGGCACUUGUAAAAAUCGUAGGGGUGUAACCCCAGUGACCUGGCCAAAUUCCCUCUAUCGGCCCUUACUGAUCAUGGCCUCCCAAUCAUCCCUAUCCACAGAAUUGGCUCUAUUGCUGUCUCUCCACUCCACCUAUAGCUGGUGUGUGAUGAUUAAGUAUACUACUGUCUAUUUAAAAGUUACUAGAAUCUAUUAAAUAAGAACUAGUGAAACAAAAAUCGAUAGUGUGUUUUAUAGAUUAAAUGUUAAACCGGCUUGCCACAGCAACAUUAUUGUUUAUGUACCGGAAAGUAUGGGGAGUCUAUUUUCUUUUUAGCUGUGUGCGUAUGAGUUCACAAAUUCAUAUGUUGUACUCUCCAGCAGCUUCAGUCAUUAGUCACACAAAGAAAUGGGAUUAAGGCAUGCAAUGUUUUUUAGUUUUUUUUAUAAGAACAAAAUGCUUGUCGUAACUGCAGUAGACAGCAUCUAAGUGUACUGAGGAUUAUAAGCUGUUGUCUUCAAUGAUACCUCAGGAACUUGAAGAGCUCUCUUUUCAGUAUCCUGACCUUAUAAAACUUUGUUUUGUUUGUUUGUCUUGAUGUAACUCUUAUUAAAUUAAAAUGUUGUGUUUUUAAGGAUAUCUGUGCAUCUAAUCAGACCUGUUUUGUGUUUUUUGAAUGGUCUUCUUGUUUUUGUAUAAGUGCAACUAUUCAAAUGUGACCUGAAAGUCAGUUCAUUUAGUGAAUAUUUUUUCUUCACUUUUGUACACUUCCAACUUUUGUGAAAAUAAAACCCAUUCACAUUUUUGUAUGACCUUUGAUUUUAUUUGGGCCUUUUAUCCCUCCUUCGUUUCUCAAAAUAAAUAGUA